Messenger RNA from Antechinus flavipes (yellow-footed antechinus), 5125 nucleotides. RefSeq names its product mannose receptor C-type 1 (gene MRC1). Gene Ontology annotation, molecular function: signaling receptor activity. Gene Ontology annotation, biological process: receptor-mediated endocytosis. Gene Ontology annotation, cellular component: plasma membrane. The record is from RefSeq and is a predicted model, not a curated record. NCBI's taxonomy places the organism in Eukaryota, Metazoa, Chordata, Mammalia, Dasyuromorphia, Dasyuridae.
AUGAAGGUCUCGCUGUUCUUGGUCUUCCUCUCUCUCACUUGUGGUGCUUCUCAGCUGCUAGACACCAAGCAAUUUUUAAUCUACAAUGAUGAUCACAAACGCUGUGUUAAUGUAAUAAGUACGAGUGCUGUUCAAACAGCCGUAUGCAAUCCAGAGAGUGAAUCACAAAAAUUUCGAUGGGUGUCCAAUACUCAGUUGAUGAGCAUCUCCCUUAAAUUAUGUUUGGGAGUGUCCUCCAAGACCGACUGGGUUCAGGUAACUCUUUUCCCCUGUGAUUCAAAAAGUGAUUUACAGAAAUGGGAAUGCAAAAAUGACACCCUUUUUGGAAUCACCGGAGAAGAUUUAUAUUUUAAUUAUGGAAACAAACAAGAAAAGAAUAUUAUGCUUUACAAAGGAUCAGGUCUAUGGAGCAGAUGGAAGAUUCAUGGAACCAAUGAUGACUUGUGUUCUCGAGGCUAUGAAGAAAUGUAUACCCUACUGGGGAAUUCCUAUGGAGCACCAUGUGUGUUUCCUUUUAAGUUUGAGAGCAAGUGGUAUGCCGACUGUACUUCUGCUGGCAGAUCUGAUGGCUGGCUCUGGUGUGGGACUACAACGGAUUAUGAAGUGACCAAACAGUUUGGGUUCUGUCCACUGAAAUUUGCUGGCAGUGAAAGUUUAUGGACCAAAGAUCCAUUGACUGGUAUCUCCUACCAGAUAAAUUCUAAAUCAGCUUUGACUUGGCAUCAAGCAAGAAAGAGCUGUCAACAGCAGCAGUCAGAGCUAUUGAGCGUCACAGAGGUAUCUGAGCAAACAUACCUGACAGGUUUGACUAAUUCACUUACCACAGGACUCUGGAUUGGACUUAAUAGUUUGAGUUUCAACAGUGGAUGGCAAUGGGCUGGCUACAGUCCUUUCAGAUACCUGAACUGGCUUCCAGGAAGUCCAGCACUUGAACCUGGAAAAAGUUGUGUACUCUUGAAUCCUGCAAAAAAUGCCAAAUGGGAAAAUGUAGAAUGCUCCCAGAAACUUGGAUAUAUUUGUAAAAAGGGAAACAGCUCACUAAAUCAAUUCAUUAUUCCCUCAGAAAGUGAUGUUCCUAUUUCCUGCCCAAGCCAGUGGUGGCCAUAUGCAGGUCACUGUUACAAAAUUAGUAGAGAACCCAAAAUACAAAAAGAUGCCAAAAUAACCUGCAGAAAAGAAGGAGGAGAUCUGGCAAGUAUCCAUAGUAUAGAGGAGUUUGACUUCAUCUUUUCUCAGUUGGGAUAUGAGGACACAGAUACACUGUGGAUUGGGUUAAAUGAUCUCAAGCAUCAAAUGUUUUUUGAAUGGAGUGAUGAUACCCCUGUGACCUUCACCAAAUGGUUACCUGGAGAGCCAAGCCAUGCAAAUAACAGGCAGGAAGAUUGUGUCGUGAUGAAGGGAAAAAAUGGGUACUGGGCCGAUCACCCUUGCGAGGGUCAUCAUGGUUAUGUCUGCAAAUCAAAACCACUUUCCACACCACCUGUAGUGGAAGUAGAUACAGGCUGUAAAAAGGGAUGGAAAAGACAUGGUCCUUACUGUUAUAUGAUUGGGCAGACACUUUCAACAUUUGAAGUAGCAAACCAUACCUGCAUAAACCAGAAUGCUUACCUAGUUACUGUGGAAGACAGAUAUGAACAAGCCUUUUUGACCAGUCUUGUUGGAUUGAGGCCUGAAAAAUAUUUUUGGAUUGGACUUUCAGAUGUACAAAACAAAGGGACAUUUAAGUGGACCAUUGAUGAAAAUGUCCAGUUUACUCACUGGAAUUCACUUAUGCCUGGAAGAAAGACAGGGUGCGUUGCCAUGAAAACUGGGAUUGCAGGUGGAUUAUGGGAUGUUCUGAAAUGUGAAGAGAAAGCAAAAUUUGUCUGCAAACACUGGGCAGAGGGAGUAACUCCUCCACCAAUACCUACAACCACCCCUGCUCCAAAAUGUCCAGAUGGGUGGAUUUCCAGUAGCAAGACAAACUUGUGUUUUAAGGUUUUUGGCAACAGCAAAUACUCUAAGAAAACUUGGUUUGAUGCUCGUGACUUUUGUAGAGCAAUAGGUGGGGAUCUUGCCAGAAUCACAAAUAGAGAAGACCAGUCUACAAUAUGGCAGAACAUAGGUACUUCAAAUUACCAUGAUGUGUUUUGGCUGGGAUUGACAAUCGCAAAUACUGAUGAGGGAUUCACCUGGUCGGAUGGUUCCCCAGUGACAUAUGAAAACUGGUCCUAUGGAGAACCGAAUAAUUAUGACAACACUGAAUUUUGUGGUGAGUUGAAGGCUGAUCCUAGCAUGCGCUGGAAUGACAUUAACUGUGAGCUUCUCCGCAAGUGGAUUUGCCAUAUCAAAAAAGGAGAUGAGCUGAAACCGGAGCCCACACCUUCCCCUGAAAGCAACCCACCAGUCACUGAAGAUGGAUGGGUGAUCUAUAAAGAUUACCAGUACUAUUUCAGCAAAGAGAAAAGUACAAUGGAAAAUGCACGGGCAUUCUGCAAGAAGAAUUUUGGAGACAUAGUUACCGUAUCGGGUGAAAGUGAAAAAAAGUUUCUAUGGAAAUAUGUUUCUGCACUUGAUUUGGAGGCCACAUAUUUCAUUGGCUUACUCAUCAGCCUGGAUAAGAAGUUUUCGUGGAUGGAUGGUUCUAAAGUGGACUAUGUGGCUUGGGCUCCAGGUGAACCCAAUUUUGCCAAUGAUGAUGAAAACUGUGUAGUCUUAUAUACCUCUUCUGGUCUUUGGAAUGACAUUAACUGUGGUUUUCCGAAUGCCUUUAUCUGCCAACGACAUAACAGUAGCAUCAAUACUACUGCUUCUCCCACACCACUUCCACCUCUAGGAGGAUGUCGGUGGGGUUGGAAGUUAUUCCAGAACAAGUGCUACAAAAUCUUUGGAGCUAAAGAAGAAGAGAGAAAAAAUUGGCAAGCUGCACGUAAAGAUUGUCAAAGUUAUAAAGGAAAUCUGGUUUCCAUACAUAGUAGAAAAGAACAAGCAUUCCUUACCACUCAGCUACUGGAUUCUACCUAUGAUAGCUGGAUUGGAAUGAAUGACAUCAAUUCAGAGAACAAGUUCCUUUGGACAGAUGGGCGAGGAGUCCAGUAUACAAAUUGGGCAAAAGGUUUUCCUGCUGGACGAAGAAGUCUCCUUUCGUAUGAAGAUGUUGAUUGUGUGGUUAUUGUUGGAGGUCCAUCCCUAGAGGCAGGAAAAUGGAUUGAUGAAAUAUGUGAAAAUGAAAAGGGUUACAUAUGCCAGACUGAUUCUGACCCUGCUCAGCCUCAUCCCGUGACACCAACAUCUGGGAACUUCAUCAAGUUUGGUGACAGUAGUUAUUCAGUAGUGACAUCGAAAAUGAAAUGGAAAGAUGCAAAGGAAUACUGCGAGGGUAGCUCCUCCCAAAUUGCCAGCAUCCUAGAUCCCUAUGUCAAUUCAUUUGUAUGGCUGGAAAUGGAGAAGCACAAUGAACCUAUGUGGAUUGGUCUGAACAGCAACUUGACUCAAGGUGAAUAUGCAUGGAUUGAUAAAUGGAGGAUGAGAUACACAAACUGGGGCCCUGGAGAACCUCAAGUGAAAUCAGGUUGUGUCUAUAUGGAUUUAGAAGGAUUCUGGAAGACAGCACCUUGCAAUGAAAGCUACCAAUUUCUCUGCAAAAAAUCAGAUGUAUCACCUGCCACAGAGCCUCCACAAUUGCCUGGCAGAUGUCCAGAUUCAGAACAAUCAUCUUGGAUCCCUUUCAGUGGUCAUUGCUACUAUAUUGAAUCUUCCUCUACAAGAAGCUGGGGCCAAGCUUUGCUGGAAUGUAGUCGAAUGGGUGCCAGUUUGGUUUCCAUUGAGUCAGCUGUGGAGUCAACCUUUCUGACAUACAAGGUCGAGCCACUUAAAAGCAACAAUUUUUGGAUAGGAAUGUUUAAAAAUGUAGAGGGGAACUGGCUUUGGAUAGACAAUAAUGCAGUAUCUUUUGUCAAUUGGAAAACGGGAGAGCCCUCAAGUGAUCGGAAUGAAGACUGUGUGGAGCUCUAUUCUUCAAGUGGAUUUUGGAACAACCUUUACUGCUCUUCCUACAAAGGGUAUAUUUGUAAACGAGAAAAAAUUGUUGAUGCUAAAACUACUGAGGCGAUAAAAUCAAACGAUGGACCAGAGACUAGGAAAGCCCCCAAAUCUCACAAUUCGGCUGGGAUCAUCGUCGUGGUGGUGCUCCUAAUUCUGACAGGAGUUGGUGCUGCUGCAUAUUUCUUUUACAAGAAAAGACAGGUUCAAAUACCACAGGAAGGGAACUUUGACAACACUCUCUAUUUUAACACAGGAUCCAUUUCAGGAGUCAGUGACACAAAAGAUCUCAUGGGCAACAUUGAACAGAAUGAACACGCUCUCAUUUAGUGAAAUAACAAAAGGACACUUAUAUGUUAUUGUGUUUGAUAAAUUACCCUUUUGGAUAAAACUUUCCCAAACCUUGAGCCAAAGUGGUUGUUUCUGUGUGAAAUUGUAUUAUUCAGAGUGUACUGUCUGUUUCCCAAACCUUUGUACACUGGAGGAAUAGUUGUUCCUUUUUUAGGUCUGGCAAAAUCUUUUCUCAAAAGAGUAAGUAUGAAAUAUUUAGCAAUUAGGCUUACUACAUUUCCCCUGUUUAAUUGUUAUCAUGCUCUCUACCCAGAAUAUGACUUUUAAGAAAAGCUGUCAGAUUCAUGUAAAUCACAUAAUUGAAUAGGACCAAACAAACAAGCAGUAUAGCAGAAACAAAGCUCUUAGCAAAAGUACGUAUCUAAUUCUGCUGAAAUUCUGCAAACAGUUUUCCAGGAGAAAAAGAUGAUUGGGGUCAUAUUUCAUAUCAACAUUCCAUAAUCAUAAGUCUGGGAGAAUUGCAAUUCAGACAAUUUCAGAUGAUGUAAAAAAUUCAGGAAUGUUCCUUGUGGGGCAGUUUUCAUUAUAAAGGCAUUUCAUUAGUAUUGCAUAAUUGCAAAUUGUAUUUUCAUCUGAGAAAAAAAUGUUUUUACAAUACGGAUGUUGCAAAUUUUCUAACUUUCAUCCUGAGUAAUUUAAAAAAUAUUUUCCUCAGGUGCCAGUGGGAUUGAAGUAAAAACACUUAAAAGUUUGCUUCAUCCAAUUUCUUUAAGUGAUGUGAAAUAAAGAGCCCAAAUAAGGUCUAUUUUUAAAA